Molecule: messenger RNA, 4210 nt
Organism: Lampris incognitus (smalleye Pacific opah)
Lineage: Eukaryota; Metazoa; Chordata; Actinopteri; Lampriformes; Lampridae
Gene: plekho2
Product: pleckstrin homology domain containing, family O member 2
Exons: 7
Coding region: 412-2727 (771 amino acids)
Biological process (GO): macrophage apoptotic process
Source: RefSeq, a predicted model, not a curated record
UUAGCCACACCAAACCUACGCCUAAAUUUAACUACACCUAACCUACACCUAAAUUUAACUACACCAAACCUACACCCACAACUUAACCAGAAUGUGGGACGACGUGGAGAUGUCUGCCGGUUCCCUUCUUUUUACGUAGUUUAAUGAAGGUCACAAUUUGCGAGGGUUGCAAGUUUUGCUAUAACACCGGAAACCAACUCUGCUUCGAACUUCUUUCGUUGAGGCAAAAGAGGAAAAAGUGAGGAGCCCUCGCAUCAAAACCCAACACACACUUCCUUAUUUUUAAUUUUCGUGUCUCGUCUGAAAUGUUUCAGCUGCUUACUAAAAAAGUAGAAGUCGAUCUUUAUUUGCAACGAUAACGAUCGACGUCGUCCGACUUUCUUCACACAUAACGGUUUCUCAUCCGUCAUCAUGGAAGAUGUUACAAAAGAGGACCCAGCCCAUUCAAAAGAACCAAAAUUUCUGGGUAAGGCUGGCUGGGUAAAGAAGUCCACAGGCAAAUUGUUGGCCAGCUAUAAGGAUCUCUAUAUCCAUGUUGAGAAGACAGAGAUUGUGGUGUACGAAAAUGAGGACCUGCAAAACUGCUUAGAAAGAUGGGACCUGGAAAACUAUGAUAAAUGCCUUGAGUUAAGGAGCAUGUUUAAGAAGAAGAACCGAUUGGUAUUGAUAAGAGCACCAAGAUCUGGUAAUAAGGCUCAUGAUAUCAAGUUUCAAGCUCAGUCUCCAGAGGACAAGGAUGCUUGGAUCAAAGCCCUCUGUGAUGGCAUAAAUAGAGCAAAGAAUAAAGUCUUUGAUGAGGUGAAGGUUGGUGAUAGUAAUUUAGAGCAUGUGACAAGAUCAAGACCCAAGGGCAACCGUAACAGGAGGCCGCCAACCAGGAUACACAUGAAAGAGGUGGCGUGUGUGUCAUCUGAUGGCAUCCUCCGUUUGGACCUGGAUUUUGCCUCUGCUACAAUGCCUAAUGGAACGCAUCGUAUCAAUGCUGAUGCCGGUGAGACCCCGGAAGAGGACAUGAAGCAACCCACACCUCCACCUGAUCCCAGCAUUACCUUAGAGGAGCAGUGGUCAGCCUUGAAUACGAAGGAGGAACCUGAAACAGUGACAGAGCUGAGCCCCCAGAAGAAGGUCCCCCAACCUCCCAUGCUGCCUUCUAAAGAGGCAAAACCUGCAACACCACCUGACAGGGAUCCUUGCAGAGAAGACCCAGAGAAGGUUCUCCCCCCAUCUGAAGAAGAAAUGUCCAGUAUUCUGUCUGCUGAGGUGUCAACCAAUGGGAGCAGCAGUGAGGCUAUAUCUGAAAAAAUUCUGAAAGGCAAGAAUGAAACAGGACCACCACCCAUCCUUCCAAACAAACCCACCAGAAGUCCCACAGACCAAUAUUUAGAGGCCUCACAAACCAGGCUGGAAACUGGACCCCCCACUCCACCAUCCAAAAACAAGAAACCCUCUCAGUCAGCUGUUGAAUCAAAACAGGAAGUCGUGCCCUCUAAAUUGUGUGAUACAGUAGAUGAAAACAAACAGAGUGAAGGUGAAGAUGAGAAGAAAGAGGAAGUACCUGAUGCAGUGAAUGAGAUGGAACUAUCCCCCUUGAUCUCUAAUGAGGCUCUUCCUGGAGUCAGAGAGCCUAUGAUAACUGAUCCCACUAAGAGCACAGAUGCAGGAUACCCCAAAGUGCAUGAGCCUCAUGAGUCUGCCUCUACUGUCACAGAUAAUACAUCCAACGAGCCACAAAAGUCCCUUGAAUUUACACCAUCAGCCCCUACCCCAGAACUUUUGAGAAAGAGCCCUGGUGCUCCACCAUCCUUAAAGAAAAAGCCUGUUAAAUGCCUACCUCCAAAAACGGCGGUAGAAAAUAUGACCAUUAUUACUCAGCCUCAAGAGAAGCCAGACCAUACUACAUCACUCCAGAUGACCUCAGACUCCUCAGUCAGUUCUCCCUGUGGAAAUCAGGCACUAGAUCACCCCAUGGAGUCUGGAAAUAAUUCCCCAGCCAUGGGUCUUUCUCUGAAUGACCCAGCAGAUGUUGCCACUACAACCUGCCCACAGUCUUAUCAUUUGGAUGUAGAGAAAAAAAAGAGGGAAGAGGAAAAAUCUGUUGAUAGUGGCCGACACUCUGGUGAAGAUAGUGAAGGCUCUGAGAAUGUAGACAUGCUAGCAACUUCCACGGCUGCAAUAAGGGGAAGCCAUGCAAGUCUAGAUGUGUUGAAUAUUGGUGAAGCUGACACAAUGAAGAUAGAUACUCUGGGGCAGGUUGUAGAUGAAGAGCCUCAGGCCAUGACAAAGGCAGCUGGUUUAAUAGGGCAGUCGACUUCAAUUCAGACACGGCCUAAUAUAGAUUCUCGGCCCACAGUUCCUCUUAAACCCUCAGCCAAGGUCAGGUCAGCCUCCACCAGUGAUCUUCUAUCUGACACUUCAGGCCGAACCCAGAUAAAACAUCCAUCCGAGGUCAUUGCUUUGAACGAUGGGGCUGCUGCCCACCAUAAUGAUACAACAAGUCUUGAGCGUGAAGUGACUCUGGAGCUUGAAAGCACAAGCAAGCUCCUGAGUCUUGUGUCCCAGACACAGAGGGAGGAGGGUUUUGGGGGCGGCCAAGGGGAAGACAAACCAGAGGAUCUGCUGACCAAGGCAAUGGAAAAGCUAAAGAUGGCAGAUCACUUCCUCAGGGAGGUAAUCAACUUAAAAGAGUUGAAAAAUAUGAAGAACACAUGCAAGAGGAACAGCUGGUGAUUUUUCAAUAUGUUAAAACAUGAAGAGACCUUUUUUGACCAGAAUGAUCAGGCAGAGAGAAAAAAUAUUCUUUUCUUGGUUACUUAUGCAGAACAUGCAACUUUUUACCCAAAAAUAGUGCACUUUUUUUCCUUUAUGCCGCAGCUGAAAGUCGUUUUGGGUGAUUCUGGAUUAUGUAUUGUACUUUCUUUUUUUUUAUUUCAACAUUCUACAUUGAACAUUUCCAAGAUUGGUUACUUGAACGUCAAUUUGAUAAAUUAAUGAGAAUAACAGGACAUUUAUAACAAUCUUUACAUCAUAUGUAGUUACAAUUUAAUCGCUAUGGUUAAAGCCUUUCUAUUGCAAAUAACACAGUCAUUAUAUUACUUGUAAUCUUUCAUAGAUUCACAAGAUUAUUUUGAGAUUACAUUUUUUGGCUUGUAGUUUAUAUAAAAAAUUCUGAUUAUUUUUCCCGCGGAGAAUGGUAAAUCUUUUUAGACUCGUGCUAUUUUUGCAAAUAAUCUCAUCACGGAUGAAAGUAAGAACUACUUUGGAUGAAUAAGGCAAAUUAGAGAAUGGUCACUAUGCAUUUAAAAUCUCUUCUUUUCUUUUUUUUACAGCUGAGCAGUUAUUGUAUUGCUGAUAUUGUUGACUUGAGGCACUGUCAUACUCAGUGUAUGAAUAAUACUGUACACACAAGGGCUUUUGGAAGUUCCUCUACAGAAAUGUAUUUCUUCUCUAUGGCCUUAUCAGUGAUACUGAUAAAGGACUGUUCUGCUUUUGUAUUGCACUACUUUUGUAUUGCAGUACUUUGUUGCAUGCAAUUUUUUUGCAUGAAUGAAAUUUCUUGUAGGCCAAUUGAAACUGAACUAAUCAAUUUCUUUUUUAAUGUGGUACUACCUACAUAUAGGGGUAGCAUGUGUAAUUUGUCCAUUCACAAAAUAUGUUAAGUAUUGUAAUAAGUAUUAUUUGGUAUUAAUAUUAUUAAGUAUUAGUUGGCUGAGAUUUAUUUCAGUAAAAUAAUAUUUUAACACAUGCACCUAUUUGGGUAACUUGUUAGAUAUUCAAAUUCUAAUUUAAGUUUAUGUUUAUGCCCAAUGAGGAAGCAUGCAGGUGAAACCCACCAUCACCCCGUAAGCCGAGGUGCAGUCUUCGCUCCCGUGACUUAUAGAAACAGAAUAUACAAAUGAUUGUCAUUCUUAAGUUGUAAAUAAGACUAUUUUCUAUUUAACUGUUUAUUAAAGUAUCGCUUUCCUUAUAUGAAUCCUCUGCACAAGUGUUGCAUUUAUUUUGGCAAUUACAAAACAAUGUGAAUCUUAUCUUAAAUCCUUGAAAAAGCUCUAUGCUUAUAGUUUUUGCAAAACCACAAAUGUGUGGAGUGUCUAUAAGACGUUUCUCUGUGUACACAUACUGAAUAACGUUGUUCAUUGCAGACCAAGGUGUUUGAGACAUUCUAACACGUUGAUUUAAGUCUUCAUUCCUGCUUCAAUAAAUGCUGCCAUUA